This is a messenger RNA of Octopus sinensis (East Asian common octopus), 2905 nucleotides long. Its product is annotated as neuronal acetylcholine receptor subunit alpha-10. Lineage: Eukaryota; Metazoa; Mollusca; Cephalopoda; Octopoda; Octopodidae. Gene Ontology annotation, biological process: chemical synaptic transmission; nervous system process; signal transduction. Gene Ontology annotation, cellular component: synapse; neuron projection; postsynaptic membrane. The coding region runs from base 1346 to 2599 and encodes 417 amino acids. The record is from RefSeq and is a predicted model, not a curated record. The transcript is spliced from 6 exons. Gene Ontology annotation, molecular function: transmembrane signaling receptor activity; acetylcholine-gated monoatomic cation-selective channel activity.
CAGGUCUCAUCGCAUCAUUUGUAACAUGAUUGAGUAAAAAGGAAAAGAUAAAAAAGAAGAUAAAAGUGAUAAGGCAAAAAACAAAACAAAAAAAAUAAUAAUUACGGAGUGAGAAAAAUGAGAAGGAAAAAAACUAUAAGCCAUGGUGGUGGUGGGGGUGGAACUGCGGGCUGAAAAACUGAAAAGGAUGACUAUGACGAUGAUGAUGAUGAUGAUGAUGAUGAGGAUGAUGAUGAUGAUUAUGGUGAUGGUGAUGAUGAUGAUGAUGAUGGUGACUGAAGGAGUGAAUGAAAGAAUGAAUAAAUGAAAGCUAAACAAGAGCAAAAAGAAGAAAUAAACAAAGAGGGAUUUACAAUGUUUUGAACGCAGUGGAAAAGGGUUUUAAGGACAAAAAUAUUUAAAAUGGUCUGAAAGAAGGAAAUGCAUUAUAUGUCAACACACUACCAGCCUUCAUGUCCCCACCUCAUCAAAGACCACCAGCACCAGCACCACCACCACUACUGCUAUAACAACCCACACAAACUAUCAUUAUAUAUAUCAUCUUCAUUUUCAAUAAGAGCUUUUCAUAUAAAAGACACAUAGAUGCUUCUUUAUAUAUAUAUAUGUAUAUUUUUACAAUUAUUUUCCCUUUUUAAUUUUUCUUAUAUUUAAUUGCGCUUUUUUUUUAUUUUUUUCCCCUGUAUUUAGUGUUUAGUGACUAAUCGAGCAAAAAAAAAUGAUGCAAAUGAAGUUGUGUUCUGGAUUAGGAAAGUAGCUCAUAACAACGAUCCUGUCAUUUUCUUCCUUACUUCGUCUUACAAUUAUCUCGUAGUUGUUUCUGUUUAUUAGUUUUAGCAUUAUUUUUUUUCUUAGUUAUCAUUUAAACAACUUAAACUAACGAAGAGAUGCUGGCAGCUGGUAUCCCAUGCUGUCAGCGCUGGUCGCGUUGUCACCGUGAACCUGCCUUUCCUACCGUAAUGGGUAGGGCUUCAAGUUCUGUACGAAAUAUGUUUCUCUGUUGGGUUUUUCUACUGUUAGCAUCUUUGUGCACACUGGUACAAAAUGUUGCAAUACCUACGGAUGAACAGCGCCUAAUGCAGGAAUUACUAGCAGACUAUGAUCCGGCUUCGCGUCCGGUUUACAAUGCCUCUCAUACCGUAGUGGUCAAAUUUGGAAUAACACUCACACAACUUUCGGAUAUGGAAGGAGACAUCGCAGACAUCACGUCGAACACCGUCGUACUCCUGAUGAGCAACGCCUGCUAAGCAGACUAUUAGCUAAUUACGAUACAGCCUCACGCCCUGUCUACAAUGCUUCGCACGCCGUAGUUGUGAAAUUUGGAUUCACCCUUACACAAAUAGCCGACAUGGAUGAAGUUAACCAAGUGCUGACAACAAAUGUCUGGAUAGAACAGGAAUGGAACGAUGAGCGGUUAAGAUGGAAACCAGAGGAUUAUAAUGGUCUGGAAAAAGUUCGCAUACCAUGUGAGAAAAUAUGGUUACCGGAUAUUGUACUCUAUAACAGUGCCGAUGACUUUACAACUGGAUACAUGCAGAGCAAAGCAAUGGUCUCAAGCGAUGGAACAGUGUUUUGGCCUCCACCGGCGAAAUUAAGAAGUUCAUGUAAAAUUGAUAUCACAUAUUUCCCUUUCGAUGAUCAAAUGUGUAAAAUGAAAUUUGGUUCGUGGAUAUAUGACGGUUUCCAAGUUGACGUAACGAACCGUUCAGCAGACGUCGAUCUUACAAACUAUGUAUACAGCGGUGAAUGGGAUUUAUUGAAUAUAAAGGUAAUUCGAAAUGAAGUUCGAUACACUUGCUGCAAAGAACAUUACCCAGACGUAACCUUUACCAUUGUAAUACGUCGACGUACACUGUACUACUUGUUUAAUAUAAUAUUCCCUUGCUUAUGGCUAACCAUACUUAGCCUACUGGGAUUUUGGUUGCCACCAGAUUCGGGAGAAAAAAUCACACUUGGAAUAACGGUCUUACUGGCAUUUUCUGUGUUUAUGUUGCUAAUAGCAGAGAAUAUGCCGGCCACCUCGGAGUUCGUGCCACUCAUAGGCAUCUACUUGACGGUGACAAUGGGUAUGACGUCGUUGUCAAUAAUUCUGACUGUAUUUGUACUUCAACUCCAUCACGUUGGGCCACAGCAAAAGCCCGUGGCCAGAUGGUUGAAGUUACUGAGUUUCAAUUUUCUCGCACGACUUGUGUGCAUCUCAACACACGGCCGGCGCGAACCUUGGCGGAGGUAUGCACUGACAGAUGAUAUCCCGAAAGAAGACAUGUGUUUGACAACAUAUGUGGAUAGUACAUGCCCCAGUGAUCCAGCGAAUUGCAACGGAACGCUUGCUCCUAGUAACGCUUUGACAACAGAUAAGAGUGGAGGAAGCACUAGCCAUGGGCACGGUGGAGAAAGAAUCACAAGACAUUUGAAAAUUUUGGUUUCGCGGCAGGAAGCAGAUGACCACGAGGAAGUAGUCUUGGAGUGGCAGCUCGUUGCUCUUGUCAUGGACCGUUUCUUGUUUUGGAUUUUCCUUAUUGGUUCUUUUCUAUCAUCACUUGUUAUAUUGGUUAUCGAGCCAUUACGAAAGCCCGAUGUAAAUUUAAAUGCUAACUCGUAGUAUUUACAAGAUAUUCUGCAAGAACUUCAAUUAUUAACACUUAAAACAAACUUAGUAAUUCUUCAACGAGAGCAAGUAUGCUAUGCUUAGUAAAAAUGUGUUACUCUUUUUUACUUAAGAUAUGAGCACAUUUUCAACACUAUCAAUAGCUGCAAUGAUAUCUUAACAUAUUAUCUAAGUUUGAGUGUAUAUACUCACGCAUGUACAAUGCGUGUUCUUUUUUCUGCAAGUGUGCAUGAAUACAUCUUUGAAUGACUGCACUGGUAAGUAGACUCCCAGGUCACGAUACAUACAUAUAUACAUACA